AUGGAGGACCAGCUCAGCUGCCCCAUCUGCCUGUGUCUGUACAGGAGCCCGGUGCUGCUGAGCUGCGGUCACAGCUUCUGCAAACAGUGCAUCGAGAAGGUGCUUGAUUCCCAGCAGCUCUCCGAGACCCCUUACUCCUGCCCCAUGUGCAAGCUCCAGCUGGGGCCCAUCCUGGAGCUGCAGAAGAAUUUCCAGCUGUGCAGCAUCGUGGAGGCGUUUAUGGCUACUUCCGAAGGGCAACAGGGCGAGAGCUCUGCAGAGGAGAAGAAGGAAGUGGUUCCCUGUGACUUCUGCCUGGAUCCACCCAAGCCAGCGGUGAAAACCUGCCUGGUCUGCGAUGCAUCUUUGUGCCAGGCCCAUCUGAACAAACACAACACCAAGGCUUCCAACAAGGACCACGUCCUGGUGGAGGUGGGUGCAGGCGCUGUCGUGGAGGAGAGGAGGUGCCAGGAGCACGGCAGGCUGCUGGAGUGCUACUGCCAGGACGAGGGGCAGUACGUGUGCAUGCUCUGCUCCAUCACAGGGUACCACAAGGGCCACAGCAUCAUCACCCUGAAGGAGGCCUACGACAAGCAGCUGGGUGAACUCUCAGACAUCAUGUCAAGGCUGCAGGAACGUAAAAGAGCUUUAGGUACUGCCCUAAAAGAGCUUCAGAAAGGCGAGAAUCAGCUCAAGACCAAUACAAAAACAGUGACUUCCCAGCUGCAAGAGCUGUUUGAAGAGAUAAAGACACAGAUAACUGAGAAAGAGAAGAAGAUCCUGAGCGACAUUCAAUCCAGUGAGAAAGAACAACUGGCAGACAUUACCGAAGUGAAGAAGAAAAUGGAACAGAAAAGAGCUAACACUGUGCAGCAUCUUCAGUCUUUGCAGAAGAUGAGAGAACAACCAGAUAUUUUCCUCUUUGUCAAA
Molecule: messenger RNA, 909 nt
Organism: Nestor notabilis (Kea)
Lineage: Eukaryota; Metazoa; Chordata; Aves; Psittaciformes; Psittacidae
Product: E3 ubiquitin/ISG15 ligase TRIM25-like
Exons: 3
Molecular function (GO): zinc ion binding
Source: RefSeq, a predicted model, not a curated record